AUGGAUAAUUAUCAAAUUGGAUUGCUGAUUACUACGGCCGUCGCUGUCAUCUUUGACGAUGAAGAAGAGGAAAAUGAUGAUAAUGUGUCAAUAAUUAUUGCGAAAGAACGAGAGAAUCAUACAAAGAACGAAAAUUUCUUCGAAUUAAUCGUUCCUAUGUACUCUCUGUCUGAUUUCCAAUCACAUUUUCGAAUGUCCAGAACAACAUUUGAAGAACUAGGUUUAAUUUUGGGACCACGUUUAAAUACUGUGUAUUCAAAUAUCCCAGUGAUGAAAAAGUUAGCUGUAGAAAUUUGGACAUUUGCAAACCAAGAAGUGUAUAGAUCAAUAGCUGAUCGAUUUGGCAUUGCCAAAUCGACAGCUUGGGAAUGUAUGCUGGACGUAGCCAAUUGCCUAUGUGCGCGGGUUAAAGAUUUCAUACAGUGGCCAAGAGGGAUAGAAGUAUCGAAUAGUGAAAGAGAAUUUCGCAAAAUAGCUGGUCAUCCUGGCGUUAUUGGCGCAGUUGAUGGAUGCCAUAUACAGAUAAGUGCGCCACACGAAAAUCCUGAUAGCUAUAUCAAUAGGCAUAAGUAUCACUCAAUAAUUUUACAAGGACAUGUGACGCAAAAAUGCGAUUUAUCUAUGUUUUUGCUGGAUGUUGUGGUAGUACCCAUGAUGCUAGAGUGUGGUCUUUAUGCGAUUUGA
Messenger RNA from Leptopilina heterotoma, 684 nucleotides. RefSeq lists its product as uncharacterized. The coding region runs from base 1 to 684 and encodes 227 amino acids. The transcript has 3 exons. NCBI's taxonomy places the organism in Eukaryota, Metazoa, Arthropoda, Insecta, Hymenoptera, Figitidae. The record is from RefSeq and is a predicted model, not a curated record.